AUGGCUCUUGUAUUAAACGUGGUUGUACUUGGGAUCUUAGUUUAUUGUAUACGAUGGGCAAUCAGCCGCAUCCAAGAGAAUAAGGAAACACAAGCUAUUAUAAAAAAUCUUGGUUGCUUCUCGCCUCCAUUACUCGAAAACCAGAGACCUCUUGGAAUCGAUCGUCUAGAGCAGAUAUUUCGAGCAGAUAACGAAUCAAGACUUAUGGAGCUGUUUCUGUUCCACUUCAGGCAAACUGGAUAUACUCUGAAGCAAGUUUUCUUGUUGACUCCGGCUUAUGGUACCGUGGAUCCCGCCAAUUUGGAAGCUAUUAUGUCCACAAAAUUUUCGGAUUGGGGAAUGGGGCCGCGGCGUGCUAUCUCCUUCCCAAUGUUUGGCGAGGGAAUAUUCAUUCAGGACGGCGAAGCUUGGAAACAUUCCAGAGACUUGCUUAGACCACAUUUUGUCCAUCGGCAAUACGAAGAUCUGGAAGUCUUUAGAGGAUCUGUUGAUGAAUUGCUUGAUGCUCUCCCUAAAGAAGGAGGGGUCGUCGAUUUACAGCCAUUGUUCUUUCGUCUCACACUUGACACAACCACUGCAUUUUUGUUCGGACAAUCUGUCCAUAGUCUCAAAUCCCCAGAUUCAACAAACGAACAAGAUUUUGCAGGCGCAUUUAAUGCAGCACAAGAAUACGUUGUAAAGAGAUUCCGACUCCUAGAUCUUUACUGGCUUAUUGGGGGGAAGAAAUUCUCUCAAGCCUGCAGCAAAGUGCACGAAUUCGCUGACCAAAUUAUUGAACACAAUCUUUCACUAGAUUCCGAGUCUGGGACCGAUAAGAAGUAUGAUUUCUUGAGAUCGGUAGAUAAAAGUAUGCAAGGUGACCGUGAGUUACUGCGAGGACAAAUUGUCAAUAUCCUUGUUGCUGGAAGAGAUACCACCGCCUGCCUUCUCUCUUGGACAUUCUUUCUCCUUGUACGCCAUCCGAAAGUUCUAGCCAAAUUACAAAAAGAGGUCGCGUUGCUUGGAGAUGCACCGGAGUUAAAUAGAACAGAACUACGAAAUAUGAAAUACCUUCAAAAUGUUCUCAAGGAAACCCUUCGUCUGUAUCCUUCUGUCCCUGUCAAUACGAGAACUUCUUUGAACGAUACAGUCCUACCAACUGGAGGAGGACCUGAUAGAAAAUCGCCGAUUUUCAUCAAAAAGGGUACCGCCGUUGCCUACAGUGUCUAUACUAUGCAUAGAAGACCAGAUCUCUAUGGUAUGGAUGCUGAAAUCUAUCGGCCCGAGAGAUGGGAUGAACCAAUGCCGAUGAAUGACAAUCCAACAAAUCAGAAAUGGGGAUACUUGCCAUUCAACGGGGGACCAAGAGUCUGUCUCGGUAUGGACUUCGCUCUUACAGAGGCCGCUUAUACAGUUGUGAGAAUAUUACGAAAAUAUCCUGGCGUAAAGUUACCUGCGAACGAGAAAGUAGAGUUAACCGGGGUGGAGAAACAGACAAUGACAUUAGUGGUUUCAAUCAAAGAAGGAUGCAACGUUCAUUUAUAA
Messenger RNA from Botrytis byssoidea, 1524 nucleotides. RefSeq lists its product as uncharacterized. Bases 1 to 1524 code for a protein of 507 amino acids. The transcript has 6 exons. The record is from RefSeq and is a predicted model, not a curated record. Gene Ontology annotation, molecular function: oxidoreductase activity, acting on paired donors, with incorporation or reduction of molecular oxygen, reduced flavin or flavoprotein as one donor, and incorporation of one atom of oxygen; iron ion binding; heme binding. NCBI's taxonomy places the organism in Eukaryota, Fungi, Ascomycota, Leotiomycetes, Helotiales, Sclerotiniaceae.